Messenger RNA from Alternaria viburni, 1389 nucleotides. RefSeq lists its product as uncharacterized. Lineage: Eukaryota; Fungi; Ascomycota; Dothideomycetes; Pleosporales; Pleosporaceae. The transcript has a single exon. The coding region runs from base 1 to 1389 and encodes 462 amino acids. The record is from RefSeq and is a predicted model, not a curated record.
AUGGCUGACAAUCGAUGCGGGAAUUGCUACGAAUGCAUACGCUACCAAGAUCAACUAGACGCCACCCAAGAAGCCGCACACGAACCAACACCCACCGACACAGAGUCCACUGGUAGUCCCCCAGCCAAAAAGGUCGAUCUACAAUGCGCUCGCACGAAAAUAACCCGUGAACCACAAGCAUGGUCUCUAGAUCCAUCAAACGUCCAACCCCAAAACAACUGCCGCCUCUUCACAUCACUUCCUCUGGAAGUCAGAGAGAUAAUCUAUACCUACACUCUCAAAGACACAGCCUCCUAUCCCAUCGACUACCUUCUUCCCAAAGACCAAAUACCAGUCGUCCAGGUCAAAUACCUUGGUCAUGGUCCAAAUGCCAGAAGUUUGGCUGGCGGGAGACCCUUGCAUCCUUGCGAUAUAACGGUAUCACUCCUCCAUACUUGUAAGGCGGUGUAUCUGGAGACGUGGAACAUGCCAUUGAAGGUAAAUGCAUACCGCAUGGGUGCAUCUCGAAAUCUUCAAAGCGCCAGAAUGUCAGCAUGGCAACUAGCACAGAUACGCGGACUGGACAUCACAAUCAAGCAGCGUGAGCUGGAAAACGAGAAGCUGGGGGAUGUGUUGAAAGCGAUGGGAGGUAACGCUAGACACCAGGGCGCAUAUGUGGUGCCUAUGCGCUGUUUCCGUGAUGGAGAAUGGGCGAAGGUAGAGGGGUGCUCACGCACUCUCGACGAGAAUGUUCUUGUACCGGCCACAGUCGACUUACCGAAUACACAACCUCAACGACUAGACGAUAUUCUAAACCGUCUUCCCACUCCCGCGGAAUCCAUGCUACCAUCAUGUCGCAGCCUCCGCGUCACCCUCGCUCAACCCCUAACUCAUCUCACUCUGCGUCUUACACGCACAGACUGGUCAACAUGGAACGUAGCCGUAAACCUCCAUCUCGACCCGUCGUUCGGGCGCUACGACCUCAACGAGGGCCGCCCCUCGGGCAAAGCCAUGCGUCUGCGCGCUGAGCAGCGCAAGGCUGGUCGGCAUCCGCGGCUCAACCCGCAAUCUUGGGGCGCACAUGUCGUUUCUGCGUUGCCUGAUCUGAAGACGCUGGAGUUGGUGCUGGAGACGUUCGAGGCGAGGAAGGAGGAGUUGGAACGCGUUGUACAGUAUGCGAAGAUGUGGAGGUUUGGGUUUGGUGGUGAUGGGGAAGAAGAGGGGAAGGGGAAAGAGUGGGCAUUAGUUUGGGAUGGGGAUGUAGUGGAAAGGCGGUGGAAGAGGGAUUUGGGAGAGACUGUGGUAUCGAGGCGUGAUCGUAGGCUUUUGCGGCCUGGACCUUCGUGCAAUGAUUGUAAUGAUUUUGAGGUGAGGACGCUGCGGUAUGUUAGGACGAGAGUGGAGGUCUAG